Gigantopelta aegis is the source of this 1743-nucleotide messenger RNA. Its product is annotated as UPF0489 protein C5orf22 homolog. The record is from RefSeq and is a predicted model, not a curated record. The transcript has 7 exons. Lineage: Eukaryota; Metazoa; Mollusca; Gastropoda; Neomphalida; Peltospiridae. Bases 44 to 1474 code for a protein of 476 amino acids.
AUAACAUGUCAGCCCCCAUACUUAACACACGAGAAAAGAUAAAAUGAUAAAAAUGACCAAACAAACGUACAAAAAUACAAAAUAUAUUCAGGCAUUUAUUGUGGAAGAUCAUAAUGAGGUUGUCCCAUAUAUUCACACGUAUAUAGGAUCAAAACAGCUGCCAUUUGAGGGACUCACCCUGAUUCAUUUUGAUUCCCAUCCAGAUCUACUUAUCCCGCUAAACAUGCCGGCGGACACGGUCUUCAACAAACAUACUCUGUAUGAAACGUUGAGUAUUGAGAACUGGAUCAUGCCACUGGUAUAUGCAGGACACAUUAGCACCAUCUACUGGCUGAAGCCUCCUUGGUGUGAGCAGAUAGGUGAACACACACUGGAGUUCUAUGUCGGCAAGUGUGUCGAGACAGGAAGAAUCCGAACAACUUGCAAAGAGAAUUAUUUUGUAAGUGAAGCCCUGUAUUCCCCGGAGGAGCAGCUGGAAAAUAAGAAGAAAGUGGCACUGACUGUGAUUUGCGUUAGACCAGAACCAUGGCUGGCCACAGACAGACAUUCUGCGAGUGUUUCUCAUCAGUCAGUCGACCAACACGUACACAUAUCUAAAUGUUCUGAACACUCUGACAUAAACUGUGGACAGAACAAUGUAGACUGUGAAAAAGACAAUAUCUCAAGGGAGUCCGAGUUGAAAGAUGACCAAAGAAACCCAAACAGUCUCUCAGAAGAUGAUAUUUACUCUCUGUCUCCCCCAGAGAAGAAGGUGAAACAGGACAGUAUAAGUGAUCUAAAUUCCCUGAGAAAGAAAACCAUACUUCCUCCUUCUGUCUGUGAGAGGUUUGUGAGUAUAUCGGAGAUGUUGCAAGGAAAGCGGUACAUUCUGGAUAUUGAUUUGGACUUCUUUUCAACGAAGAAUCCUUUCCAAGAACUCUAUACCACAGAACAGCUGCGAUUGCUGAGUGAACUGUAUAGGUAUAGCAAGCCCGAGGACAGUUCCAGCGAGGCUAUACAACGGUUUGUGGAAAGAAGAGAAAAACAACUGGAAACUCUGAAAAAUGCUUUUGCCACUUUGUCAAAAGAUAUCAAUGCAGAAGUAUCUAAUUUAGAUGGUAAAAGUGUGUCCCUCGUGAAGGAACUAAUCAGUAACCUCGUGUCCAGCAGCAGCGAUGUUGACUUUGACCUGGUUCACGAUGCCGGCUGCACAAUGGAUGACACAGAGUUGCCGCAUCACGUGAGCUCCAAGAAACAGAUUCUACAGCUGAUGGAGGCAACGAGAGAAAUACUCAAACUUCUUCCUCACCCAACACUGGUCACAGCAGCUAGAUCAAGCAGUGAUGAUUAUUGCCCACCUGACCAAGUUGAGUUUAUCCAGCAAAACGUCAUACAAAUCCUGGAACAGACGUAUCCCACAAUUGUCAUCAUGCCUUCUUAUGUACAAAAUAUUGACAUUAACGAACCCACACCAGCUAGCAACAAGACAUCAUAAUUUGUGUAUGGAUGUUUUUUGUAAAAGAAUAUAUUUUGAAAUAAAAUAUAAUAAAUCCAGUUUAUUAUUAUUAGUCUGUAUAUACAAAGUGUUUCUGGUCAUCUGAACAUUUUAGCAGCUCAAACUGGCACCAACCUCUGGAUGAUCUCUUUAUACAAUGGGUAAAAGUUAAAUGAAUAUUCCUUCCCAUAACAGUAGAGACUUAAAAAGUUUCAGUUAGUCGGUUUAGUUUAACAACAUCACUAAAGAGCAUUUAUUUGUUAAUCAUC